CAUAAAUAUAAGCUUUCCCCAGAAAUCUAGGCAGCUUGUCGUCAGCCUCGAUUCCACUUGAUGCACUCCCCUAUGGCGGGACCCCGCUACUACCUUCGACGCAUGAAAUCCCUCGCUUCCUCUCCUGCCUUCAAGCUCCUCGUAACAGGUCUAUGUCUAUUCAUCGGUUUCCGGUGGGUGCUACGCCAUAAUCAUGAUGGCGACGUGGACGUGAUUAGUAUCGAGGUUGAUGACGAGGAGAUCGAUUGGACAGGGUUUUACUAUGCGAUGUUUGUGAGGAGUGAGAGGGAGCUUUGUGAGGCUGUUAUGGGGUGGAGUGGGAUGGAGGAGAUUGGGAGUCGGGCGCAGGUUAGUGCGUCAUUGAUUGAGAGGAAAGGAGGGACAGAGGGAGAUAGAAUGGCGCUAAUGUUUUGUAGAGGGUUAUGUUUUAUCCUGAGGAUUGGGGGCUGGAGCAGGGCGAGAAGGGCAAGAGGAAGGAAGAGAGGAUCGAGCGACUUCUGAAUGCAGCAGAGGAACUAUACGUCGACCUGUCUCCUCUCCCCGCUCUAAGUCGAAUCACGAUGUGGACGAGAGGACCAGAAAAGGGAACAGAAGGUCUAGAUCCCAGGUUGAUAGCCUUCAAUCUCACAGAGUACUCGCGCGUCCUAGUUCUCUCGCCCGGUGCCUUGCUCCUCCAGAAUCUGGACGAGUUGUUCUUGUUCCCUGACGCGCCGAUCGCGAUGCCGUGGGUGUACCACGAGCACGGCAAAGAGGAAUGGGAUUACGAUACGAGGACGAUGUUGAUACGACCUUCAACAAAGGACUUCCAAUCCUUACUCAAAUCAUACUCUUCCUCCAUCGCUCCCCCAACUCCACGCCCAGUACCAGCCCUCAAACUUCUCCAUCGUAAGUUCGGCAGCAAAAUCCUCAGGAUCCCGCAGCGGCCCUAUCACCUCACCACCAAUGAGUUCCGGCGUGAUGACCAUACACCCUACCUAGCCCACAAUUCUCUCUCCACGCCAAACGAGGAAUGGGAUCCAGAUGACGCUCUUGACGAAGCGAAGAUAGUCCAUUAUCACGAUCCUGGAUUCCCGAGGCCGUGGUUCAAGGCUGAGAGGGGACUGAUGAAUCGGUAUAUGCCUGCGUGUAGGGUGCUAGACGGGUUUGGAGCGAGUGAUUGUAGGGAUCGACAUACUUGGCUGGACCUCUAUCGGGGGUUUGGCGUUGGGAAGACGGUUGUUUGUGGAGCGGAUUUUGAGAGGGAGGUUGAGGUGGAUAGUGGAAAGGGAGAGAGGAGUGAUGAUGGGUUUGGGGAUUAGAGGUUUGAGGACUGGGUUACUGUUUACCUUCCGGAGU
Molecule: messenger RNA, 1335 nt
Organism: Hymenoscyphus albidus
Lineage: Eukaryota; Fungi; Ascomycota; Leotiomycetes; Helotiales; Helotiaceae
Source: the annotation of a GenBank genome assembly